Messenger RNA from Dacryopinax primogenitus, 1047 nucleotides. Its product is annotated as GroES-like protein. Gene Ontology annotation, molecular function: L-iditol 2-dehydrogenase (NAD+) activity; zinc ion binding. The coding region runs from base 1 to 1047 and encodes 348 amino acids. Gene Ontology annotation, biological process: D-sorbitol catabolic process. NCBI's taxonomy places the organism in Eukaryota, Fungi, Basidiomycota, Dacrymycetes, Dacrymycetales, Dacrymycetaceae. The record is from RefSeq and is a predicted model, not a curated record. The transcript has 4 exons.
AUGACGGAAAUUUUGGGGAACAACAAGAGCUUUGUCCUUCGGGGCGUGAACGACGUCGUAUUCGAGGAGAAGCCUAUCCCAAUCCUGGCUCCAGAUGAGGUCCUCAUCCAGAUCAAGAAGACCGGCAUCUGCGGAUCCGACGUGCAUUUCCUCACACACGGCCAUAUUGGCGACUUCCACGUCCGAUCUCCAAUGGUCCUGGGGCAUGAGUCCUCCGGUCUCAUCCACUCUGUCGGCAGCUCUGUACGAUCCCUUCAUCAUGGACAGGCAGUCGCACUCGAACCGGGUGUCAGCUGCAGACGGUGCGGUGCGUGUAAGGCAGGCAGAUAUCAGUUGUGCGACAGUAUGGUGUUUGCCGCUACUCCCCCAAUGGAGCCCCUCUCCGUGGCCGUCCACGCUGCGAGCAACAUCUCCCGUAUCACCGCCGGCCAGACAGUUUGUGUUUUCGGCUGCGGCCCCGUCGGUCUGCUAUGCAUGGCCGUCUCCCGCGCCCUGGGAGCCAGCACCAUCGUCGCGGUUGAUAUCCAGCCUGCGCGACUCGAGUUCGCCCGCAAGUACGCAGCGACGCAUGUCUUCCUCCCUCUCAAGCCGGAAGAGGGGGAGAGCAGGAUUGCUCAUUCCCGCCGGUGUGCGGAGGGGAUCUGCGCGCUCAUGGGAUGGGAUAAGGACCUGGUAAAAGGUGUGGGUCUGGGCGGCACAGACACCGUACUGGAAGCAACUGGGGCAGAGUCCUGCAUCCAGACGGGGGUGUAUGUCGCCCGCCGUGGAGGCGUGUUUACCCAGAUUGGUAUGGGGGCGGAGAACAUCACGCUCCCGAUUACGACAGCGUUGGUGAAGGAGCUGCAGAUAAGGGGAAGCUUCCGGUACGGCUACGGCGACUACCCGCUGGCGAUCGCCUUUGCCUCUGCGCACAAGAUCGACCUCAAGCCUCUCGUCACUCACCGGUACAAGUUCGAAGAUGCGGUCGAGGCGUUUGAGUCCACAAAGAAUGGGAAGGAUAAGGACGGGAAGUGGGUCAUCAAGACGCUGAUUGACGGACCCGAGUAG